GUUAUGUUUUACUGUUGUUAAGGCUGUCGUUGUUUUGAAGCGAACAAGCGUUGUUAGUUGUAUUUUGAAGUUUGAACAUCUAGCAGAUCUGCAAAGAUUAAACCAAGAAAUGACGACAGAAGUCCAAAAGGUGUCAAUAGAAUGGAAGAAACGAGUGAAGUCUGAAUACAUGAGGUUACGACAGCUGAAAAGAUUUAAGCGGCAUGAUGAAGUGAAAGCAGCCUACAUAUCCAAUAGACAAAUCAUCAAUGAAACCACAGCACUGUUGAAGAAAUGGCACCUAGAAAAAAAAGCCGAAGCUGUAUUUCCAACAGAAGUUCCAGCUCACUUCCCUCUGAUGAAAAAGGCAAUAAUAGAAGUUUCUGAUGGUACGACUCAGAACAAACCUAUCAGGAUAAUGAAUGCUGUAAACUCCAUUCCCACCAUGUACACAUGGGCCCCAAUACAACAGAAUUUUAUGGUUGAAGAUGAAACAGUGCUACAUAAUAUUCCAUACAUGGGAGAUGAGGUUCUGGAUCAAGAUGGAACUUUUAUAGAAGAACUUCUAAAAAACUAUGAUGGCAAAGUUCAUGGAGAUAGGGAAUGUAGAUUCAUAAAUGAUGAAAUUUUUGUAGAGUUAGUUCAGGCAUUACAAGUCUAUGGAGAUGUAGAAAAUAAUGCUGAGAAGAAAGAGAAAUCUGAAAAAGACAAGCUGCCUGAUCUCAAAAUUUUGCCAAGAAAACCAAUUUCAAGAAGUAGUUCUAUAGAUGGAGAACAGUCAGGGCAAAAUGAUAAGAGAUCUGCAGCUGAAAUUCCAGAUAUCAUAUUUGCAGCCAUUUCUUCUGUCUUUCCUGAUAAAGGAUCUCCAUCUGAACUUCGUGAGAAGUAUAGAAACCUGAGGGAGAAAAAAGACCCAAAUGUACUUCCACCUGAGUGUACAGCCAACAUUGAUGGGCCUAAUGCCCAGUCAGUUAUGAGAGAACAGAGUAUGCAUUCUUUCCAUACACUCUUCUGUCGCAGAUGUUUUAAAUAUGAUUGCUUCUUACAUCCUCUUCAUCCCACUCCAAGCCAAUUCAAGAAAAAGAAUUGUGAUAUGAAACCAAGUAUAGAACCUUGUGGUCCUAACUGUUAUUUGAAUCUUGAAUCAGUGAAGGAAAAGAGAAGACAACAAGAAAUAAAAAAACAAGAAGAAGAAGAAUUGGCUGAACGACGAAAACUAAGAAAACAGAACUCUGUUGACAGUGGCAAUGAAGCCAGCAGUGAAGAUAGCAAUGACAGUAUGAAGUCUGCAAAAGAUGAACUAAUAGAAAAAGUAGAACCAGAAGAAGGAUAUGGAAACGCCCCUGUAGUGCCACAGAACCCUUCAGAUUUAGAAGUGGAGUGGACUGGAGCCGAACAGUCACUGUUCCGUGUUAUUUGGCGAGUUUUCUACAAUAAUUACUGUGCUAUUGCUCGAAUGAUAAUGUCCAAGUCUUGUGCACAGGUUUACACCUUUGCACAAAAGGAAUUAACGGACUAUCCACCUGAGGAACACAUUCAUGACAACACUCCUCCUAGGAAGAAAAAGAAGAAACAUCGGCAGUGGUACAUGCAUUGCAGGAAGACUCAGUUGAAGAAAGACACAUCAUCUAAUCACAUUUACAACUACACCCCCUGUGAUCAUCCAGGUCAACCAUGUGACCAGUCAUGUCCUUGUGUUAUUACUCAGACAUUUUGUAGAAAAUUCUGUCAUUGCAAAUCAGAUUGCCAGCACCAAUACCCUGGAUGUCGUUGUAAAGCCCAAUGUAACACUAAACAGUGUCCAUGUUAUGCAGCAGUUCGUGAGUGUGAUCCAGAUUUGUGUCAGACUUGUGGUGCAGACCAGUUUGAUGUGAAAAACAUUUCGUGCAAGAAUGUUAGUAUACAAAGAGGCCUUCGUAAAAUAAUAUCUCAAGAUGAAGCUGAACGACGAGGCAAAGUAUAUGACAAGUAUAUGUGCAGCUUUCUCUUCAACCUUAACAAUGAUUUUGUUGUUGAUGCAACAAGAAAGGGUAACAAGAUAAGAUUUGCUAAUCAUUCUGUGAACCCUAACUGCUAUGCCAGAGUGAAGAUGGUUAAUGGGGAUCAUCGUAUUGGAAUUUUUGCCAAGCGUCCUAUUCAAUCAGGAGAAGAGCUUUUCUUUGAUUACAGAUAUGGCCCUACAGAACAGUUGAAGUUUGUGGGAAUUGAGCGUGAGCUUGAGUUUUUAUGAUUUUAUGGUAUUCAGUAUAUGUUUUAGGGUGCAUUCUUUUAUGUCUUGUCCAUAUCACAUUUUUUGCAUAUGUUCAAACUUUUUGAAGGUGGUUUUACACAAGUUAUUUAUUUGUUGUUUAUUGUUUGACUGUGAUGUCAAGGUAUUUCUGUGAAGCCUUUUAUAUAGUGAAAUUUUUAUCACCUAAAAUUUCAAACUAUGUUAUGUAUUAAAUAAAGAUCAACUUUCCAAAUAAAGGAUCUUGGGAACAAUUUUUGUUUUAUUUACAAAAAUCAUAAACUUUAAAGGCAAACAUUUCAGUAUUAUUUUACAGUUUAUGAUUUGGGGGGGAAAAAUCUUAAAAUUGGCAAGUUUAGGGGUUCUUUAAGAGUGAGUCAAAAUUCAAAUUCAGAAAAGACAUGAAGGAAUUCUGACAGGUUACCCUUAGUCAUGAUAAAACACAAAACUUGAUUAUUGGAGGAUUGUGUAACAUAUUAUUUCAAUGUUUUGGUAAUGUGUAUAUUAUCAAAGGAAAUAAUGCUACAAGGAUAUGUGUACCAAUUUUUCAUAUCUUGUUUUUCUACAUUAGAACUCAUUCUAUCUCACCAGUUAUCAUAUGUAUUUUUUUAAUAAUCAUUGGUAUUCAGAAUAUUUUUGAAUGUUUUGUUGCAUAUGCUGAAUAGUAGUUUCAUAGUUUUCCAUUUGAGUAUUUUUUAACAAGCACAUUUUUUUCUAGAAAAAUAAUCAUGGAAAAUGCAUUUUCAUGUACGUGUAUCUAU
Molecule: messenger RNA, 2967 nt
Organism: Limulus polyphemus (Atlantic horseshoe crab)
Lineage: Eukaryota; Metazoa; Arthropoda; Merostomata; Xiphosura; Limulidae
Product: histone-lysine N-methyltransferase EZH2-like
Exons: 16
Coding region: 110-2209 (699 amino acids)
Biological process (GO): chromatin remodeling
Molecular function (GO): histone methyltransferase activity; protein binding
Source: RefSeq, a predicted model, not a curated record